Messenger RNA from Caenorhabditis auriculariae, 3186 nucleotides. NCBI's taxonomy places the organism in Eukaryota, Metazoa, Nematoda, Chromadorea, Rhabditida, Rhabditidae. The record is from the annotation of a GenBank genome assembly.
AUGUCCGUUACUGCGAAAAACUUUUACCGUCGUCCAUUACCCGAUUCUUGCGUUGACUUUGCCAGCGCACUCGGCAAAAAGCUGUUUUCCGAAUCUCUGCAAAACGGUAUUUCUUUCUUGGACUCACAAAGUUUGAAUUGCAAUUAAGGUUGUGCGAAUAUUUAUUUCAAACUCGCUUCGCAAUUUCUCACUCAAGACGAGCCAGCGUACUGCGGUCUCAGCACAUUGGGUAAGUAAUACAAGGACAAUGUUCGACUCAAUUUCUCAUUUUAAAGAUUUUAGCGGUCUUAGAAUUUAAUUUUUUUGCCUCAGAGUGGGUCAAAAGACAAAAGUAUUCCUUAGUAACUCAUGUUUGAAAAGGGAAAAAGAAACAUUCAAAGAUAGAAAGAAACGAAAAUUGAAAAAAUCAAAUUACAGUUAUGGUGCUGAAUGCCUUAGAAGUGGAUCCGGAGCGAGUCUGGAAGGCUCCUUGGAGGUUUUAUCACGAAUCAAUGCUUGACUGCUGCGUUCCGCUUGAAAACGUCAAAAGGUAUAAAGCAGAUAUCUCAAACUUAAUUUUUGUACGCCUUUUUAAACUUUUUAGGUUCAUAAAGUUUAUAAUACUUUUAUUGAAAAUAUUGAAGAAUUUUACAAGCCUGUCUGAAAAGUUUCGGUGAUUACCGAAUUCUUAAAAAAAAUUUUUUGAGCGAUUACUCUACAAAGAGAUCAUAAACUGCAAUACUCUAUUAACAACCGACUGAAAACUCUUUCUCGAAUUCUAACGGAAAAAAGAAGCCAGAGUUUUAUAUCUGUGUAAAGCUUUCUAUAAAUAGAGAUUUGAAAGAACUUUCUGUGGAUAACUCGAAUUUAGAUGCAUACUACCUAUUCUGAAAAUAAUAGAUCCACUUUUGUUCACUUUUUGUGGGCUUUCUUGAUGCAGAACUAUUGCAAAACGCCGGCUCUUACAUGUAAUUUGAACAGAACAGGAAUCAACCUGGCGCAAUUCGGAUGUUUGGCGAUAUGCAAUCGCCUCAACACGCGCGUCAUGUACGGCAACGAUUCGAACGGUAUCAGUGGAGCCUCUUUCUUCCCGAUCCCAUUCGGGGUUUGCAGAAUUCCUGGUCAGUCUGCGGAAGACGCUAGUCGAGUCUGUUCGAGGGGACGACACCGUCGUCGUCGCUUCUUAUGAUCGCUCGGCUCUGGGACAGACUGGAGCCGGUCGGCCUUCUCGUGAAGUAAAUAUCGAUGGAAGUCAGUUCAGGGCAUUUCUCGCCGUUAGCCGCGUACCAUGAAGAGUCCGAUCGUGUGCUCAUAAUGGAUGUGGCGCGAUUCAAGUACUGCUGUGAAUGAAAUUUUCGAUGUUCUGAAAUCCCAGGUACCCUCCCCAUUGGGUCUCUUUGGUCGACCUUCAGAAGGCACUCUGUUCUGUCGAUCCGAGUACCAAGAAGCCUAGAGGUCGGAAAGAAACUUCUGGAAUAAGCGAAAAUUUAUUUAAAGAUUUGCAGGUUACGUCAUUUUAAAUCUACGGUCAGGCACACGACCACUGAUAAUGUUUGGCUUGAAGGCUAAUUUGGCGAUUAAUGAUUCUGAGGUUUCUUUGGAAAAAUUUCGGUUCAACUCACGGCUUUACAGUAUGCAAUGUCAGUGAUAGCGUGGAAGGAGUUCCUACUGUGUGACCCAUUGUCCGACGAAAAGGAAGAAUUCCAACUUUGUUGCAGGUUUUUUUUUGAGAUUUACGAAUUUAUUGUGAAGUUGGACACAGGCGUUUUGGUCAGUGUUUUGCUCCUCAUGCGCUCUGUUGCACGCAAAAAAUCGCCGAGGCAGACCUAGUGAGUCAAUCAAAAGUUGAUUUUUAAUACUUCUAUCAUAUUUUGGAAUUUGGAUAUUUUUUUGCAUUUCAAAUCUCUACAACUUGAAGCGGUCGCGCUGCAAAGAAGGCGUGGAUGAGCACUCGGAGGCGUGCAAGACGAUCUACUCUGAAAUAAGACAGACGCCGUUCGCCCAAGUGUUCUCCAGCAGCGCCGUCGCCGCCCUCAUGCUCGCUUGGCCGUAUGAAGUCAGUCUUUGUCAUUUCUUUUUUCCUUUCCGGACAGUUAUUCAAAUUUCAAGCAAUGGUGAGAGAUGAUUAAGUUUUUGUGAUUUGCUUGAAUUUGAAGGGUUUUUGUUGAUAGAAAUAACAAAUGGUGUCAUAAUAAUUGUUAAAAAUGGAAAAAUAAGAUAAAUUUACUUUGAGAAGUCCGUAUGAAAGUUAUUUAGACUAUUCGAAAGAGCGUCCCUUCAAAUCCAAUCAUAAAGAUUUUUCUGCCUUCAUCAAAAUUUUUUUUAAAUCGCAAAAAGCGUAUAUUGUAAUAACCACGUUAGAGGUUUUUAAAUUUGUGAAAAACUACUUUGAGACCUCGAUAAACUUAAUUAUGCAUAACGUAGGAAGUCGGCUUUCAGGAAAAUAACGCGAAAUACGGCAAAAAAAGUUUUACUGCGUUAUCGAGAUUUCUCUGAUGGCCUUCAUCAAACUUUUUUACCCGUAAAAGUCUUGAUUUCAGCCAUCUUUCUCGGAACGCAGCGACCGCCUGUACAUUUUAACGAAUGAACAAAAAUCGCGUUUCUCAAUGGAUACCCAAAAUGAAAUAGGUGAAUCUCAAAGAAUCGACCUGACCGACCAUUUUCAGAGCAGCUGACCGUGCAGAUCAGUACUUUGAUCUGCUGCACGAAGUCGCCGCCACAGCUGAGUCGCAAUGGCUCCGCCUCCUCUAAGUGCAGCCGGAGCAAGCAGGCCAACGGCCUCGAUCCCUGCUCCUGCCAGUCCGAUGUACAUCUCUGAUGGCCGAAGAAGCCGUGAAUUGUUACUUAACACUUUCUUGCAAUAUAAUAUCGGUAUUCGUUUAUGGGAAAAAUUUGAGUUUUCAUUUAAAAUCCUUUAAACAUUUUGAAAAACAAAUUUGUAGCUUCUUGUGGAAAAAUUAAAAAAAUAUAUGUGAGAAAAAAGGUCAUUUUUUUCUUUUAGUUAGAUGCAUGUUUCUAUCGGUUCUUUCGCCUUGCCGUUUGGAACGGAAAUGCGUGCUGGCCGAUGCCGUACGCAACGCGGUCCGGCUAGACUCAGCCUGCGAAGCGGUUUGCAAGAGAGUGGACAGACAUGAGAGAUUUUUGCAUCAUUCUCCGCCGGCUGAGCCGAGCUCGGUCGAGAAAAAAUCCGCUAGCCGCGCCAAAUAG